Thelazia callipaeda (thelaziosis nematode) is the source of this 1290-nucleotide messenger RNA. The record is from the annotation of a GenBank genome assembly. Lineage: Eukaryota; Metazoa; Nematoda; Chromadorea; Rhabditida; Thelaziidae.
AUGUUACGUGAGUUUGCACUCGCUUUGAUUGUGAUGUUAUUGACUAUUGUUUGGAUUGGACUAUUACGUGAGGCCGUAGAAAGUUUCGACGUCUUUCAGCUUUACAGCCAACAAAAAGAAAUCGUUGUUAUUAUUUGUUACAAUUUACUUUCAAAAUUAUUUUGUAUCACAAGUGAUAAAUUGAAGUACGUAGUAAGUGUAAAAGAUGGAACUGAUGUAUACGUGAAUGCUACUUGCGCUGCUAUUCAAAAACGUGCUUUCUACCCUACACGACCACUUUCGAUUGCAGAACAAAACUUUCCAAUCAGUUUUAUUCGAAUUGUCUAUAAAGAUUUUCAUUUACAAGAACUGAUGCUUAAUUUAAUGUACGCACCACAAAACUUAUAUUGCUACGCACUUGACGUCAAAUCCACGCCAUUAUUUCAUGAGCAAAUGAAGAAUCUGUCAGCUUGUUUUCCAAACGUGUUUUUAACACAGCAAGAAUAUGCUGUUGACAGUGCUGGUCAUAAUACAUCACGUAGUUUUUUAGAAUGCUUAAAACUAAUCAGGCAAUUUUCUCACUGGAAAUAUGCGAUUUUACUUCAGAAUAAUGAUAUUCCAUUGAAAACAAAUCGAGAAAUGGUUGAAAUUUUAACUGCUUUGAAUGGUAGCAACGAUAUCAACGUUGGAUAUCCUAAUGUAGAUCGUGUGCCCAGUGAUGCUCCGUGGACAUUCCGUACACUUCAACUUUUCAAUGAUAACAUUGAAAAUGAUGAACGAAUACUGCGCUUAGCAAAAGGUAGCACGUCAAUAUCACUAAGUUAUGCAUUUGUACAAUUUAUCGUUGAUAAGCUAAAUCUAACAAUUUUACUUGAUAAACUUGACAGCUUGCGUUAUGGUGGCGAUGAAAUGCUAUUCCCAUCAUUACAUUCUGAGGAUUCUUUAGAUGCACCAGGUGGAUUUACGAGGAAGUGUAUAGAUGCUUACAAUAAUAUGAUUACCAGAUAUGUGAUAUGGAUGACAUCAGCAAAACAAUGUAACAGUAAUUAUUAUCGACAUAAAAUUUGUAUAUUGGGUAUUGCAGAUUUACCAACGAUAGCUGCUUCUAGAGCUUUGUUUGCGAACAAAAUGCUUCCUGAAUUUGAUUAUUCAGUAAUUGGUUGUUGGGCUAAUAAUCUUUAUAACAGAACUUAUGCUAACUCAAAAUUAGCAUCAAUCAAAGUUAACGAUUAUGCUAAUCGUUUACCAGUUCGAUUUCACAAACAACGAAUACAAUGGCGAUCAAAUUUAACAACUUUUAAUUGUUUUUAA